GGAAAAUUAAAAAAAGGGAAAAUAAACAAAAAAAAAUUAUUCAGAAAAGGAAGGUGAAGAGUUAGGAGACAGAGAUUAGGUUUUAAAAAAACCCUAAUUUCAUUAAGAGAAAAAAAAGAAAGAGCUCCCUCAGACGAUCGACAGGACGGCCGUUGAUCAACGACGUGUCAAGAUUGUGAUAAUGACAUCAAAGAACGCUGCGACUACUUCCACAGAUCCUGCAUACAAAUACGGUAUAAAAGAUCCUAAUAACCGAACUUAUUUUACGUGCAUAUUCUGUCGUAAAGUUACCAAGGGGGGAGUUCAUCGACUGAAGCAACACUUCGUUGGGGGUUUUAGGAAUGUGAUCAAAUGCCCUUCUUGUCCCGAGAAUGUGAGACAAGAAAUAUCGGAGUUUAUGUUGAAAAAGGCGACUUCAAAGACUAAAAGUCAAAUGUUGCCUAAAGUUCCGAUUGAAUCUCAAUCCGAUGAUGGUUUAGAUGAAGAUGAAGAAGAGUUUGUUCCUAAAAAACCAAGAACGAAGGGUCUAAUGGAUAUGGUUAUCACUCCUCGAACUCAUCCAGAGAAAGAUGAAAAGGCAAUCUACAAAGUUAUUGACGAGACACUCAGGGAAAAAACUUAUAGAUCAAUAGCUCGAUUUUUUUGCGAUGCCGGAAUUCCAAUCAAUGCAGUUAGUUAUCCAAGUUUUGGAAAGAUAUGCGAAAGUAUCGCACAAUAUGGUCCGGGGUUGAAGAUACCUACCAUGUAUGAGUUGAAAGUUUCGCUUAUUGGGGAGGAGGUAAACGAUACCCAAAUGCAACUCCAUCGAUCUUUGCAUGCUACCGCUGAUUUUCUAAACCCAAGUCUCAAUUACGGUAAACCAGAUUCUUCUUGUGAAGAGGUUAUGAAGAGUGUGUUUAAAUGUAUUGAAAUGUUAUCUCGUACCGUUGAGAUGGAAGGUAAUAUCAUAAGAGAGUUAAGAACAUAUAUAUCAGCGGGCGGGCUCUUCGGUCUACCGGUAGCCACUAAAUUAAGAAACACACAAUCUCCAGCGGAGUGGUGGUCUUCUUUUGGAACUUUGACUCCUAGUCUUCAAAAGUUUGCCUUGAAAAUCUUUCGCCUCACUUAUAAUGCUACUGCUGAGAAGAAUUUAGAUGUUGUUCAACAUAUUGACAAGAACAAGAGAAAUGUGGAACGAUGGUACAAAAGGAAAUAUAGACGUGAUCCGCUUCUCUUGGAGGAAAUUGAUGAAAGUAGUGAAUGGUUAAUUGGGAGAAUGGAAGAUGACUCGUCAGAUGAUAAUGAUGAUGACAAUUGCCUCACAUGGAGUCCAAUCCGUAGGAUAACAAAGGCCUAUGAUUCUCAUAUGAGUAAAGAAAAGGGUAUUGAGAAUGAUUCGACAUUGCCGGAGGAGGAGGAAGAAGAAGAAGAUAUUGGCGAAGAUGAUGAUUGUUGGGAAGAUGAUGAAUACUAUGAUGACGAUGAUGAAUAUUAGUUAUUAAAAAAGAUAAAACUGAUGGUUUGGUUUGUUGU
This is a messenger RNA of Tarenaya hassleriana, 1512 nucleotides long. RefSeq lists its product as uncharacterized. The record is from RefSeq and is a predicted model, not a curated record. NCBI's taxonomy places the organism in Eukaryota, Viridiplantae, Streptophyta, Magnoliopsida, Brassicales, Cleomaceae. The transcript has 4 exons. The coding region runs from base 182 to 1474 and encodes 430 amino acids.